AGGGGCAGGGCAGCUCGUCGUACUCGGCGAUGGGGGAAGGCGGGAGCCUCCCACGCGCAGGCAGCGCGGAUGGCAGCCGCUGAGACGGGGAGGGCGGAAGGACCCCGCGGGGCGCACGAGGCUGAUGGAGCUAAACUGGACAGCUGUUCCUGACUUUACCCAUCAUGCCCACACUGCUUCAUUAUCAGCGGUUGCUGUGAAUAACAGAUAUGUAGUUACUGGUAGUAGGGAUGAGACAAUCCAAAUCUAUGACAUGAAAAAGAAGAUAGAGUAUGGGGCAUUGCUACAACAUAAUGGCACAGUGACUUGUCUGGAGUUCUAUGGUAAUGCUCACUUACUGAGUGGAGCUGAAGAUGGACUAAUUUAUAUUUGGAACACAAAGAAAUGGGAAUGUCUUAAAUCCAUUAAAGCACAUAAGGGGCAUGUGACAUCCCUGUCUAUUCAUCCUUCUGGGAAAUUAGCUUUGUCAGUAGGAACAGACAAAACAUUAAGAACAUGGAAUCUUGUAGAAGGACGAUCUGCCUUCAUUAAAAACCUGAAGCAAAAUGCACACAUAAUCAAAUGGUCCCCCAGCGGAGAGAAGUAUGUGGUAGUGAUAUCUAAUAAAAUGGAUAUCUACAAACUCGACACUGCAUCUAUCAUUGGCACCAUCUCAACUGAAAAGCGAAUUUCCUCAGUUAGAUUUAUAACCGAUUCUGUUCUCGCUAUUGCUGGAGAUGAUGAAGUUGUAAGGUUGUACAACUGUGAAUCCCAAAAGUGCCUUUGUGAAUUUAAAGCUCAUGAAAACAGAAUUAAAGAUAUAUACAGCUUUGAAAGAGAAGGGCAACAGGUUAUGGUUACUGCAUCCAGUGAUGGAUACAUUAAAAUGUGGAGUCUCAAUCUCAAUAAGAUCCAGGAUGCUCCAUCUUUACUGUGUGAAGUCAAUACUAAAGCGAGGCUUACAUGUCUGGCAGUAUGGUUGGACACAGCUUCAGAAACUAAAGAAAACUCUGACAAAGCUGAAACCUCAUCCUGUGCAAAUGAAGAUGAGCAGCCAUUGAUUACCAGGAAAAGGAAAGUUUGUUGGACUGAUACUUCUGAUAAAUCAACAAAAGUAGAAAAGCAUGUGAUGCCCAAGAAACAAAAAUUGGGAGGUGCACAGCAAAAGAAGAAAAAAAAUCUGCAGAGCCGAACAUGAGUGUAUAUUUCCCACUCACAUAAUAAGCAGAUAUUAGUAAAUUUGCUACCACUCUU
Alligator sinensis (Chinese alligator) is the source of this 1233-nucleotide messenger RNA. RefSeq names its product PAK1 interacting protein 1 (gene PAK1IP1). The transcript is spliced from 10 exons. NCBI's taxonomy places the organism in Eukaryota, Metazoa, Chordata, Crocodylia, Alligatoridae. The record is from RefSeq and is a predicted model, not a curated record. Gene Ontology annotation, molecular function: protein binding. The coding region runs from base 125 to 1177 and encodes 350 amino acids.